AUAAUCCUAAAAAUAAAUCUUAUUACUUAUAUAUCGAAUUUAUUCAAGAUAAAAGAAAACAUGUAAUCGAGAAAUAUCAUAAGAAAAAAGAAAAUCUUGAGAAAUUAUUAGAGGAAUAUAAAUCAGAUUUUAAAAAGUACAAUGAUAGAAUUGAUGAUAAUAAGAAAAAAAAGAAAGAGAUUGAAAAGAUGUUAUUGAUUGAAAAUAAUAGUUUUAUUGUGGAUUACGAUAUUUUAGAAAGGUUAAAAGAUAUAGAUAAAAGGAAAAAACAAUUAGAAUACAUCUUUACUAAAGAAUUAUCAAAAGAAAAUCAAGAUUAUAUUGAUACAUAUGUAUCAAAAAGAGAAUGUUUUUAUGAUAAUCAGAUUAAAAUUAGAGAAAUAAUUUGGGAUAAAGAGGAAAAUAUGUUUAAUUAUUCUUCGAUGAUAAAGUUAAUUGAUGUUUAUCAUAUUUAUCGAUAUUUGUUUCGAGAUGUGCACGCUACUAGAAUCUUUAUGAAUUUAUUAUUUGAUAAUAAUGAAAAAAUAUAUAUUUAUUUAAAUGGUAAUGUUCCUGAACUUAGACAAUUUACUUUGUUUAUUAAGAAUUUAAUUACUAAAAAAGAUGGAGGAAGUAUAGUUUGUGAUUUAAAUUCUGAUAUGUUUAUACAAUAUUAUUUCGAUAAUGAUUUUUCAAUAUUUCCCUUGAAUUGUACUCGGGAAAAUUGUAAAAAUGAUAAUAAUGAUGGUAAUAUAACGGUUUAUUGUGGUAGUUUAUGGGAUUUAUUGACUGCAUACAAACAUGAUAUUUAUGAAAAAUCAGAUAUUCCAUGUAGUUGGAAUAAUCAUGUUCCAUAUGCAAUAUUCGAAUUUAGAGAAAAAUAUUAUCGUGAAUCUUCUGAUUAUAAUCGAUAUUGUGAAUAUUACGAGAAAAUAUAUUAUGUCAAAUUAUUUUUUUACAAGAUACAUGAUGAUUAUACAUAUUAUUAUUGUGUUGAAAGAAAAAGAUUAAAUGUAUUUUCUUUAGAGAGUGUUUUGGAAAUAAUGGACAAUUCUAUUUUGGAUACGGAUAAAAUAGUAAAGAUUUUAGGUAUUUCCAAUAAUUUAGAAAAUAUGAUUGACAGAUGUAUCCAAGGAAAUAUGGAUCAUAAUAUAGGAAUUUUAUAUAUUCUUUAUUCUAAAUUAGAAUAUUAUCUUCCCGUUAUUUGGACUGAUGGUAGUUUUUUUGAUCGUAGAAUAAAAAGAUCUGGCAUUGGAGUAUUUUUCGGUGAUAACGAUCCAAGAAAUUUAUCAGAACGGUUACAUAAAGAUCAUAAUGAUGCUAAUCGAGCUGAGAUAUGUGCAGUUAUCCGAGCUCUUGAGAUAUGUGAAAACAUAAAGAAUUUAGAAAUUAUUACGGAUAGCGGAUGUGUUAUGGGUAUUGUGAGUGGACGUGAUAAAAAAUGUAAAAAACAUAUCGAAUUAAAAAGAAGGUUGAAAUUUUUGAUUAAUAAUCAAAAAGGAGUUAUAAAAUUUACCGAGGUUAAAAGAUUUAGUGUUUAUGAUAAUAAACAAGCAGAUCAUUUAGCCAAGAAUGGAGCAUAUAAAAAUUUUGAAGGAUGA
Scutellospora calospora is the source of this 1580-nucleotide messenger RNA. The record is from the annotation of a GenBank genome assembly. Lineage: Eukaryota; Fungi; Glomeromycota; Glomeromycetes; Diversisporales; Gigasporaceae.